Molecule: messenger RNA, 583 nt
Organism: Hibiscus syriacus
Lineage: Eukaryota; Viridiplantae; Streptophyta; Magnoliopsida; Malvales; Malvaceae
Product: transcription repressor OFP6-like
Exons: 1
Coding region: 1-564 (187 amino acids)
Biological process (GO): negative regulation of DNA-templated transcription
Source: RefSeq, a predicted model, not a curated record
AUGUCUUCCAACAAGAAAAAGAUAUGGAAAACCCUGUUCAUACUCAAUGCAGGCUGGGGGUGUAGCAGACCCAAGCUUUCCGACGCUUACGAACCAAAACCCAAAACCCCAAAACCGCCCCGAAAUCCAUCAAACGCCCCGAUCGAAGACGAUGAUCUCACAUCCACUUCCUUCUCUUUCAACAACAUCGACACCAUAUCAUCAUCGUCCAUCACCGAUCAUCUCAACUCCGAUUCCGAUUUACCCGAUCUCCAAACGUUUCCCAAACCAAACCUCGCCCGCCACUGCUAUAAAAUCGUCGACAGCAUCGCCGUGGUGAAGGAUUCCAACGACCCGUACAAUGAUUUUCGACAUUCCAUGCUUCAAAUGAUCGUGGAGAAACGAAUCUACUCCGAAGAUGAUCUCCAGGAGCUGCUUCGGUGCUUCUUGGAACUGAAUUCUCGGUGUCACCACCGUCUUAUCGUCGAGGCUUUCACAGAGAUCCGGGACCGGAUUGUUACCGUGGCGGAUCAGGAACCAUGCUUGGUUCAUGGUGGAGAGCUAGACAGAGAUCGCGGCAUGUGAAUACAUUCAAUUCGCACGU